CCUUCCCCCGCCCUCCUCCCCUCGUAACCUCCACCCCCACCCGUUGCCCCCCUUCCAUUCCCGUUCCCGAGCUGCUCCCCUCCGCUCCCCGCUCAGCGAGCCUCUCCAAUUCUCGUCACCGCCGCCUUCUCUCUGACCCGGUCGUAUUUAUACAGACCUAUUCAAAAUCCACGCCGCAAAAUAUUAUCCACAAAUCCAUCCGAGGUUAGGCUGCUGCUCUGCUUCACUGCUCUCCCGUGGUGAUUUCCGGUCUCGCCUCUCGCGUGGUAGGUAUGGGGGCGGGAGAGGGCGGGGGCGGGGGCCGCCGGCGGCGGAAGCUCGAGGGGGACGACGGAGACGACAGCGACGAGGAGUAUGUCUUGGAGGAGGAGGAAGAUGAGGAGGAAAUCGACGAGCUGGAGUACGGCCACGGAGGAAGAGACGCCGCGUCUUCUAGUGCCGGCGAGGAGGGAGGCGGCUCGGACGCGGAGUACGAGGUGGAUGACGAGGACGAGGAGGAAGAGACGCCGCGUCCAAAGCGGCCGGUGAAGAGGAAGGCGAAUCCGGCUCCCGCGCGGUCUCGCCGGCGAAGGUAUGAGGACGACAACGAUUACUCGGAGGAGCUGGAGGUGGAUGACGAGAUUGGUGACUACCAGGAAGAUCUCGACGAGGAAGAGGAGCCACGAGGGUCCAACUGUGAGACGAAAUGUGGUGGCCGCAGCCAGAAAGCGAAAAUGCCUCCCGUGGCUCAGCGAUCUAAUCGGCCGAUGCAUGCGGAGGAGGAGGACAUGGACUUUGAUCCUGACUUGGACGAGGGGGGAGGGGACGAGGACACGGAUUUCGACCCUGAUUUGGAGGGUGACGAUGAUGAGUUUGAGGACGACGAAGAGGAGGAACUCGGUGUCAGCCACACCAGAACGAUACCGAGGCUUAAGAAUACACCCGCUUCGAAGCAGCGACGAGGGAAGAAGAAGAAGAAUAGUAAUACUAGUAAGGUUUCAAAGCGGAAGUUUCGGAAGCCUGCGCCUGUAAGGCGACGGAGAAAGCGUUCUGUCAUCGAGCACUAUGAGGAUGAUGACGACGACUUCAUCGUGGAGGAUGAACUGGUCAAGGUAAACCGUAACUCAAGGAAGAAGGCCAGGUUUGGGAGGCAGGUGGAGGUAGACCGGCCAGUGCCAGUUGCCGAGGCAGAUAUAUGGCCGGCUAUUGAUUCAGACUCAUCAGAGUUUGAGUUUGGAACAUCCGAAGAUGAACCUGAGGGUGAGCCAGUGAGAGCUGCAGUAAGGAAGGGGAGGAAAAGGAGGGGGGUAUCGGGGUCAUCCUCAGAUUCUGAAUUCCAUGUCUCGGAUAAGGAAUUGAGCGAUGUUAGAGAAGAAGAGGUUAAGACGAAGAAAAGGUUACGCGUCUUGCAGUCAUCCUCAGAUUCUGAAUUCCAUGUCUCGGGUAAGGAAUUGAGCGAUGUCAGAGAAGAAGAGGUUAAAACGAAGAAAAGGGUACGCGUCUUGCAGUCAUCCUCAGAUUCAGAAUUCCAUAUAUCAGAUAAGGAAUUAAGCGAUGUCAGAGAAGAAGUUAAGAGGAAGAAAAGGACAUGUGUCUUGCAGUCAUCUUCAGACUCUGAAUUCCAUGCCUCAGACAAGGAAUUGGGUGAUAACAGGAUAGAAGAGGCCAGGAGGAAGAAGAGGUUACUCGUCUCGCAAUCAUCCUCAGAUUCUGAAUUCCAUGUCUCAGAUAAGGAUGUCAGGGACUUGGGAGAGGCUAAAUCUCUGGUGGCUCAGCCCAUGCUGUCUGUGUCCCCGAGGAGGCUUUCUUUUACAAGGAAUGGAUGGGACAAAGGAAAGGAGAAAAAAGAACUAGUAGAUGCUGGGAAGCCCUGGUGUGGGAUAUGCCUCUCUGAGGAUCAGAGGACGACUCUACAGGGAGUGCUGAAUUGUUGCUCACACUACUUUUGCUUCGCGUGCAUCAUGGAGUGGUCUAACGUCGAGUCAAGGUGUCCAUUGUGUAAGAGGCGGUUCACCACGAUUACCAAGUCAUCAAAAGUGGAUCUUGAUUUGGAGCUGAAAAAGUCUGUAAUUAAGGUUGAAGAGCGUGAUCAGGUUUAUCAGCCAACGGAAGAAGAAAUAAGGCGCUGGUUAGACCCAUACGAGAAUCUUAUGUGCAUAGAGUGCAAUCAAGGUGGUGAAGAUAGUCUAAUGUUAUUAUGUGAUAUUUGUGAUUCCUCGGCACAUACUUAUUGUGUUGGCCUGGGAAGAGAAGUACCUGAAGGAAAUUGGUAUUGUGGAGGAUGUAGACUCAGUGGCGAGGGAUCAACGCAUCCUAGAAGCCUUACUAACAGCAAUUCUGCCCAGUUAGGCAUGACUGUACCCAUUAGCACAUUUGGAAGGUCACUGUCAAUCAACACUUGGCAAACUUUUCAAGGGUUUGAUCUAAAUGCAUCGCCUAGGGAGAUUCCUAGGCAAAACAUUCAUGCCGAUUCACGAGCUUCAACUUUGGGUGUAUCAACUCCAACUGGAAGGCUUGCAACUCUUUCUAGAAGACGUGAAUGGAUGCACAUUUUGCUAGAUAGACAAAGGCUCGUGAUUAGUCAAGACACUGGACAUGAUGGUGUACAGCACAGUGGCUAUGCUCCGAGAGCUGACCCAGACCACAGGAACUUCUGUGCUUCAUCAGGAUCCAACUCUUUGCAGCACAAUGAUUCUUUGCCAAGAAUUGAACCAAAUCGCAGGAACUUCUCUAGUCCUUGGGAAGCAAACAGUUCACAAACUCUGCUCGAUGACAUUCGGGACCAGCACGGUUGCUUUUCUUCUGUUCAAGCUCAGAGAAACUCUACUCCAUGCCUUUUUGCGGAUGGAAACAAUUUCCAACAAACAGAAAGUGUCAACAGCAAUGUGAAGCACAUGUGCAGUAUAAGUCCUCAUUAGAAUGUCAUUCUAUUCUGUUGGUGGCGUGUUGGAUCGACCAUAAGUAGCACGGACAUGCGCUUCUUACCACACUUUAAUAUCCUUCCAGUAACUGUGAUAAUGCUCUACGCUGGCACCGAGUAUCUCACUGAAUAUGGCUGGCCAUUGUGCUUCAACUCAUCCUAUGCGGUCAAUGACAGAAAAAUGAACAUGUUCUCAUUAACCUUUUAUGUUAGCUUAGUCAUUUUUUUUCUUUUGUUAUUGCCAUUCAUUCAGUCCUAAACACGAUCACGAAGUUCAGCAAUGACCAAGAUGCGGUCAAGAUAUUUCUGAUUUUUUGGACGGCUUCAUAUGUGUAUACAUUGUGGUAUUGGGAAAGCCAGUUCCAUCUGAUGAUCAUUCAACGUGA
This is a messenger RNA of Aegilops tauschii subsp. strangulata, 3285 nucleotides long. RefSeq lists its product as uncharacterized. The record is from RefSeq and is a predicted model, not a curated record. Lineage: Eukaryota; Viridiplantae; Streptophyta; Magnoliopsida; Poales; Poaceae.